CUUACCGACUAGCGACUCGCGGACGGCGCCGGGGAUCCAGGCUGGGGGGAGGCCAUGUCGGACCUGGAGUCCGAGGAGUUGGAGGAGGAGAGAGAGGAUGAUCUGGGGGAAUAUGAGGGGGAACGGAAUGAGGCAGGUGAACGGCACGGCCAUGGGAAGGCAAGACUGCCCAAUGGGGACACGUAUGAAGGGAACUACGAAUAUGGCAAAAGACAUGGCCAGGUCAGAGUCUGGCAUCUACAGAUUUAAAAGUGGUGCUCGAUACGUUGGAGAAUAUGUUAAAAAUAAAAAGCAUGGUCAAGGCACCUUUAUAUAUCCUGAUGGAUCACGAUAUGAAGGGGAGUGGGCAGAUGACCAAAGGCACGGCCACGGUGUGUACUACUACGUCAACAACGACACUUACACGGGAGACUGGUUCACUCACCAAAGGCAUGGACAGGGCACCUAUUUCUACGCAGAGACGGGCAGUAAGUACGUUGGCACCUGGGUACACGGACAGCAGGAAGGUGCAGCUGAGCUCAUUCACCUGAACCACAGGUAUCAGGGCAAGUUCUUGAACAAAAACCCUGUGGGCCCCGGGAAGUACGUGUUUGAUAUCGGAUGUGAACAGCACGGGGAAUAUCGUUUAACAGAUGUGGAAAGAGGAGAAGAGGAAGAGGAGGAGGAGACGUUGGUACCCGUCAUUCCAAAGUGGAAAGCGACCAAAAUCACAGAGCUGGCGCUGUGGACCCCAACCCUCCCCAAGGAGCUGCCACCAGGGGACAGAGCUGUCCAGGGAGAGGCCCAGGGAGACGAGGCAGGCAGGCCUGAGCCUGUGGAGGAGACCCAGGUUCCAAAGGACGUUUCUGAGGGGGAGAUGGAUUCCAUGAGGCCUGGAGAGGAGGACAUUGACGCGGCCCAGGAGGGGGGCCCUGAGUACGGCCGGGAGGAGGUCCGCGACGCCGACAACGCUGACCAGGUAAUGAUCCUAAAUGCUGUCGUCACGCACCAUGGAAGCAGGAUCUGCUGGCUGUGUGGCCUUAUGGCCAGAACCCCGGCCUCACCAGUAACAUUAGUUUGGAAGAAGAAGAAACUCGACAGUCAGAAACACCAGAGUAAGAUGCAGCAAGUCAACAGAAUAGAUGCGAUCAUAAACAUGCUUCUGUUACUUGGGUAGUUAAAUCCUGAUCAAUUAUUAAUCUCUCUUAGUUCUUUGUUGAAAUUGUUUACAAUUGCAAAUAAAUUUCUCCAUUGUCCUUUGUG
Messenger RNA from Manis javanica (Malayan pangolin), 1242 nucleotides. NCBI's taxonomy places the organism in Eukaryota, Metazoa, Chordata, Mammalia, Pholidota, Manidae. The record is from RefSeq and is a predicted model, not a curated record.